AUGGAGUUUGGAAGUGCUCACAACUUUCUAGAGGGCAAAGCCAUUUUAGUCAUUGGUGCAACGGGAUUCCUGGCAAAACUUUUGGUGGAGAAGAUAUUAAGGGUUCAGCCAAACAUAAAAAAGCUAUACCUACUUCUAAGAGCAGGAAAUUCAGAAGAAGCUACACAACGUCUGCACGAUGAGGUUCUGUCGAAGGAUUUGUUCAAGGUGCUACGAGGAAUGUGGGGUGCAGAGUUUGUCUCCUUCAUAUCUGAGAAGGUGUUGGCUGUUGGUGGCGAUGUUUCUGUUGAGAACUUGGGAAUCAAAGACACAAAGCUGAGGGAAAAGUUGUGGGAAGAGACAGACAUCAUAAUAAAUUCUGCUGCUACUACCAAGUUUUAUGAGAGAUUGGAUGUUGCGAUGGGGAUUAAUACGAUGGGUGCUCUUCACGUUCUGAACUUUGCCAAGAACUGUAGUAAAUUACAAAUGCUUCUUCAUGUAUCUACAG
Messenger RNA from Vigna umbellata (rice bean), 487 nucleotides. NCBI's taxonomy places the organism in Eukaryota, Viridiplantae, Streptophyta, Magnoliopsida, Fabales, Fabaceae. The record is from RefSeq and is a predicted model, not a curated record.